Messenger RNA from Penicillium macrosclerotiorum, 708 nucleotides. Its product is annotated as DNA-directed RNA polymerase core subunit RPB5. Bases 1 to 708 code for a protein of 235 amino acids. Gene Ontology annotation, cellular component: RNA polymerase III complex; RNA polymerase II, core complex; RNA polymerase I complex. NCBI's taxonomy places the organism in Eukaryota, Fungi, Ascomycota, Eurotiomycetes, Eurotiales, Aspergillaceae. The record is from RefSeq and is a predicted model, not a curated record. Gene Ontology annotation, biological process: DNA-templated transcription. The transcript has 3 exons. Gene Ontology annotation, molecular function: DNA binding; DNA-directed RNA polymerase activity.
AUGGAUGGCGAAUACUCCACCAGCAGCGAUGAGGCUGGCAAGGAGCUAACCCGCCUCUGGCGCACUUGGAGGACAGUCUAUGAGAUGCUCUCAGACCGAGGCUACGAAGUUUCAGACGAAGAGUUGCAAAUCUCUCUCGAGGAGUUCAAACAGAAAUACGCGGACGCGAUGGGGUACCCUGACCGCACGAAGAUGAAAAUCCAAGCCCGCCCCACCGAGCUCAUGAAAGAAAAGUACACCGCACUUCCCAGCAAAUCCAACCCGAACCCCCAGCCCGACUGCGGCACCAUCUAUGUCGACUUCUGCGCGGUAGAGACCUCCCUCGGCGCCAAGCAUGUGCGCGAGUUCAACCACAUCGUCGAUGAGAGCAACUUUCACUCGGGUAUCUUCAUCACCCAGAUCCCUAUGUCCUCGGCCGCGGUGCGCAUGCUCAACAGCUUGCCCGGCCGCUUCUGUGAGCACUUCCAGGAGCAGGAUUUGCUAGUCAACAUCACGCGCCACGAGCUUGUCCCCAAGCACGUCCUGCUCAGUCCAGAGGAGAAGGCCCGUCUGCUGGAGCGGUACCGCUUGAAGGAAUCGCAGCUGCCCCGUAUGCAGGUCAUGGAUCCGGUUGCCCGCUAUCUCGGUCUCCGCCGAGGUCAGGUGGUGAAGAUCAUUCGCAAGAGUGAGACCGCGGGUCGGUAUGCCAGCUACCGAUGGGUGAUCUAA